Messenger RNA from Panonychus citri (citrus red mite), 2012 nucleotides. RefSeq names its product lipid scramblase CLPTM1L-like. Bases 353 to 1939 code for a protein of 528 amino acids. Lineage: Eukaryota; Metazoa; Arthropoda; Arachnida; Trombidiformes; Tetranychidae. The record is from RefSeq and is a predicted model, not a curated record. The transcript is spliced from 7 exons. Gene Ontology annotation, cellular component: endomembrane system; membrane.
UGUCAUCAUUUGGUUUUCUUGGUUAACUUUUCUUUUUAAUCGGUUACCUGAUUAAUUAAUUUCUUUUCUUCGUUUAAAUUAUCUAAUUGUUACAAUUAAUCCAAUUAGUCAAAUUGGAUCAUCUUGACACAUCAUCUUUGUCUUUAUAACGUUGUGAUUACGUUUUUAGUUUUUAGUUUUUAUUUUUUGCUUUUGUUUGAUUAGUCAAUAUAAAGCGAGAGCUUGUGUAUGUGUUUUUUAAUUGUCUCUGGUUAAUUACUGUUAAUUUGAUUGUUCAAUUUUCUUUGAUUUUCUCUUUCUCUUCAUAUUCCAUUACAAUUGAAGAUCGUUUUUGUAUGUUCAUCUUUGUGCAAUGAAUUUUCCUUCGAUUUCCAUGAUAAUCUCUGGGCUUUUCAUCGCCUGGAUAUUUCAUUCCAUGUAUUCUUUGUAUCAAAUCUGUAUCAUCCGACCCUGUGAUCCUGGUUCUUCAUCAUGUCUUCGUCCAAUGUGGAAAGAAAAUGAUGUUUUUUCGCUAUUUUUAUGUACCUCGAUCUCUGGUCAUCCACUUUCAUUCCCACUGAAGACAAUUUAUAAGAAUGACAGAUAUGAUCCGAACAAUUUGUCUAAACUAGAUUUUAAUAUUACUCUAGAAGAUAAAGUUCUCAACAAUGGAACCUUAUUUUUACACGUUUUCCUUACCAAGUCUCGUUCUCAUAGAGAAGUAAACAAUGAAUUGAUUGCCAGUAAAUUAACAGCCCACACCUCAGGAUUACUUACACAUUACAUUGGUAAAAGAGCAGAAUCUUAUAAACUACUGGAAGGACAAAAGGCCAAAAAAAGUCAAAACAAGUUCAUCGGACGACCAGUAACUCAUUGGAAGCCUAAGAUAAUCAUCGACAUGGUCACUCAUCCCCAAACAGUCCCAAUUAACGCACUCACAGAAGAAAUGGCUCCUCUCAUAAAAGUAAACAAGAAUCGACAAUAUUUACCUGUUCUUUAUAUUAGUCCCAAUCGUCACCGAGUUAAAGAGCUUAUUCCUGUUGAGCGUGACAAUCCAGUCUUACCUCUUGAAGUUCAAUUUGAGAAGACAUCAAUUGGAAAACUUCGGUUCAUUCUUAAAGUUGAAUCUUCUUUUGACACUAUGCCCGAAUUAGGAUUCAGUGAAUAUGACACGGAUGAUGUGAAAGGAAUACUCUUCGAUACGAGUCUCUUUUUACUCUUGGUAACCGUUUUCGUCUCUUGUUUCCAUCUUCUUUUUGAUUUCUUGGCCUUUAAAAAUGAUGUACAAUUCUGGCGACAUCGCAACUCAAUGGCUGGGCUAUCAUUCAGUAGUCUCCUUUGGCGUUGUGUCUCUCAAAUAAUAAUAACCCUUUACCUUCACGAUCAACAGACCAGUUUAAUUGUUGUAAUUCCAGCAGAUAUUGGUGCAGUAAUUGAACUGUGGAAGUUAAAGAAAGCUCUGAAAAUUGAAUUACAUGGUUUCAGAAUUAAAAUGAGCCCUCGAUCAAAAGAGGAAAGAGCAACCGAUGAAUAUGAUACUAAAGCGAUGAAAUAUCUUUCAAUUUUCGUUCUUUAUCCUUUGGUUACCAUUGGUGCAAUUUACUCUCUCCUUUACACUGAACAUAAAUCAUGGUAUUCAUGGUUUAUUCAAAGUGCUGCCAAUGGUGUUUAUGUUUUUGGUUUUCUUUUCAUGUUACCUCAAUUGUUCAUCAAUUAUAAACUAAAAUCAGUUGCUCAUCUACCAUGGAAGGCAUUUAUGUACAAAGCAUUUAAUACAUUCAUUGACGAUCUCUUUGCAUUCAUUUUAACAUCAAUUCCAACUGCUCACCGAGUUGCAGCCUUCCGAGACGAUAUUGUCUUCCUAAUUUACUUAUAUCAAAGAUGGUUAUAUCCCGUUGAUAGAAAUCGUAUUUCUGAAGAUGCACCAGUUAUUAAGGAUCAACACGAAAAAGAUGAUUAAUUAAAACUAGUCAUAUGAAAUUGGAAUUGUAGUUAAAUUAAAAGAAAUUGAUAAUUUUUUCUAACAAUCCAAA